Messenger RNA from Contarinia nasturtii (swede midge), 931 nucleotides. RefSeq names its product segmentation protein even-skipped-like. Gene Ontology annotation, cellular component: nucleus. Gene Ontology annotation, biological process: regulation of transcription by RNA polymerase II. NCBI's taxonomy places the organism in Eukaryota, Metazoa, Arthropoda, Insecta, Diptera, Cecidomyiidae. Gene Ontology annotation, molecular function: RNA polymerase II cis-regulatory region sequence-specific DNA binding; DNA-binding transcription factor activity, RNA polymerase II-specific. Bases 113 to 853 code for a protein of 246 amino acids. The transcript is spliced from 2 exons. The record is from RefSeq and is a predicted model, not a curated record.
UUCUAUUGCUGCGUUGAGCCUUUCGAAAUAAAGAAAAUCUUUAAAUUUUUUGUGUUUACUUCUCUUUUUUAGUUAUUUGUGCGAAAAAAAAACGUGAUUAAAAAAUAUUAAAAUGAUUGGAAGUAUGGAAAAUAAUGAUGCCGGACGACGGUAUCGUACCGCAUUCACUCGCGAGCAGCUGGCACGCUUGGAAAAGGAGUUCUACAAAGAAAAUUAUGUGUCACGCCCACGUAGAUGUGAGCUUGCCGUACAAUUGGGACUCAAGGAAUCUACAAUCAAGGUUUGGUUUCAAAAUCGACGAAUGAAGGAUAAACGGCAAAGAUUUACUGCAACAUGGCCAUACAAUAUUUACAAUGAUCCCGUGUUUGCUGCUUCAUUACUUCAGGCGACUAUGCCAUUUUAUGGGCCAAAUCCAAUGAUGCAACAAAUGCCAAUGAUGCUACCAGCACCAAUUCCAUCAACUGGCGCGAAUCCGUAUGCAUACAUGCGACAAGUUCCAUAUUUUUCACCACUAAAUUCAUCGAGUAUGCCACCAUCUCAUUUACACUCAUCUCUACCCACACCACCAAUUGCAACAACUGCGCCAGUGUUCACGAGCGGUGAUUACUCAAAUGGUGUCAGCAACUCGUUUCUCGGUGAUUUCAUGCAUAGUCCCAAUUCACAAGUGUCACCGCUAUCACUAUCACCUAUAUCUGAUACAAAUAUUCAUGAUUCACAAGCCACACCUGAAAUCAUUCACCAAAACAACAACAAUGAUUGUAUUAAAAACAAUAUUAACACAGACGUGACGACGAUAAUUAAGUCGGAGAAGCCAAAGUUAUUCCAACCAUAUAAGUCAGAAGAGUCGAAUUAAAAAUAGACAAUCGAGGUUUAUACUUGGUUUUCGUGAAUAGUGUGAUGUACAUAUUUCGUGUUGUAAAUAUUUAUGUUA